Molecule: messenger RNA, 2585 nt
Organism: Cajanus cajan (pigeon pea)
Lineage: Eukaryota; Viridiplantae; Streptophyta; Magnoliopsida; Fabales; Fabaceae
Source: RefSeq, a predicted model, not a curated record
AAGGCAUAACAUAUAAUAUAAUCAAAUAAAUAACUAUAGUUAAAAAAAUUAGAAUAGUGGCCAUCCCACAUUAGCGGUUUGGAGUCGGCUGCUACACACUGCUAUUUAGGGUUGAAUACUCAGGUUAAAUAGAUGGUCAAGCAAGGUGCAAUGAUAUUGGUUGAUUGAACUAAUAAUUUUGGGUAUGUCUGACAGCAAUUUGAUGUUUGUGCUAAAAUGGUAAUAAUGAUUUGAUGGCAUGAGCUUUGGGGCGUUCAUUACUGACUUCAUUUGCGACAAACAAACUUUCUAGAUUUAAUGUCUUAAAAGAGAUUAUUCUCUAGUUCCCCUUAACCUACAGAAAUUUCAAUUUCCCAAGCAAAUUAUCCUGCAUUAUCUCUUCAAUAUUUAUGCUCUAUCUUCUAUGUGGUCAGUGUAAAACCAUCUGGUGCUUUACAAGUGUUGAAUGUUUAUUUGGUUCCCCUUGUGCUUUCAACUCGUGGACACAAUGAGUCAUUUUAAUGGAAUAAAUUGCAAACUGGUGUCAGUCAUGAAGAUGAUACACGCAGAAGUGAUAUACAUCUUUUGGCAUCCAAAUCAUCUGAAAUGGCUAUUUCUGAUGAGAUCAGUCAUAAACUGAAAAGCAGUUUAGACAUGGUUUUGGUCAGACAAGAUGAAAAAGUAGAGAAAGCUGAUGAAAAUAGGUUUUCUGAUAUUGAGCUGCUGGUGAAAGGGAAAAAAUUCUCUAGAGAUGAAUUUGACCGAUUAGUGGCGGUAUUAAAUUCAAGGAUGACGGACGUUUCUAAUGUUGAACAAGGAAAGGAAAAUACAAAUUUGACUUCAAGGAAAGAUGAUGAGGGGCUUGCAAUGGCUCACAGACUUCCAAAAUUUUCAAAUGAACAAAGGCAUGAAGAAUCGACUGGAGCCAUAUGGGGGACCUCAACACCUCUUGGUCCAUCAAAAGUUCGGGAUGAAAUUGGUGCUUCACCAGUAGAGAUUGCUAGAGCAUAUAUGGGUUCCCGUGCGUUAGAAGCAGGUCCCAGUUCUAAGAGCAUGAUCCAUACAGCUGAAAGCACUGUGUUGCAUGGUGAUGAAGCUGCAAUAAAACCAUAUGAUCCAUCACCAUCAAAGAAGUCAUCAACAUGUUGGCCAGGUGCUGUGGUGCAGGAUGCUUACAUAACACCACAAAGUCAAAGGAACAGAUAUGGACUUCAUAACUUCCCCCGUACUCCUUAUUCCAGAACUCUUUUAACAAAGUCUAAGUCCAAGUUGAAUCAUAUGCAAGGAGAUAACAGCAACAUUUCAACAACUCCCCUCCUUCAAUCACAGAUUACUAUGUUUCCGCAGGAUAAAUCUAAAGUUGGAGCAUCAGAAAGUGGAAAUGGAUCUGUUGGACCUAUUCGUCGGACUAGGCAUAAGGUUGGUGCACAAUCUUCUUCAAGAAGACCAACUUAUUCAUCUCUGAAUCGCCCUACCCUGGGAGAAAGUUCUGAUGUUGAUGUUUUCACUCCUGUUGCAAAGAGCACGAAACCUGUUGAGACAAGCUGCACUCAUAAGCCACGGGGCUUUGAGGUGGGUGUUCCAACAGUACACAUGCAUACCAGUUUGAUGGCUAAGAAGAUAUUAGAUCAUAUUGAUAGAAACAUUCCCACACCUAAAGAGAAAUCUGCUGAGCUCAAGUUAGCAACAAAAUGGAAGAACCCUGAAUCAUCUAGUGGUUUCAGUACUAUAUUGUCAAAUGAAGAUAAUGGCUUGCUUAAAUUAAAUGAUGUUAGCCCUCAUAAAUAUGAUGGCUUUGAAGGAAAGAAAUUGACACCAUGGAAUGAAGGUAAAGGGAAAUACCAUGCUGAUAUGCAACCUAAAGAGAGUACCCAUAAAUCUCUGAAUGUCAGAAAAGAAGGAACUAUGGCAUCUGAUGCGAAUGUUUAUAGCAGCAUCCCUAGAUUUGGAAAUGUUAGUGCAAUACAACAUUUUGGCGGUUCUCAAAUAUUUUCUGCAAAGUCUUCUAAAGAGGAUGCUGUGAAAUCGACUCUCCCAAGUGGAGGCCAUCCGUUUGUGGUAAAUCAAGAAACAAAGCCUCUCACUAUCCCUGCAACCAGUAAACCAGUUUUGCCUCCUAUUUCAAUCAAGAAGCCUGAAUCUAGAUGGACAGUGGCAUCUGAUAAUGGUUCUGGAUUUACCUUUCCUGUUUCAGCAUCCUCUUCUGUAUUCUCUGAGCUACCAACACCAUCCAUCACACCACUGUUUUCUGCGGGGGAUCAGCAGCAAUUAAAAGAAAGAUCUACUGAACCUUUAUAUAGUUUUGGUUUGAAAAAGUCCAAUACGGCACUAGUUUUUUCCUUCCCUUCUACAAGCAAUACUGCUGUUCAGAAUGAUGCUGCAGAUCUAAAGUUUAACUUUGGUCUGACUGAGAAGCCAAGGUUAUCGUUCUCAUUUGAAAAGAAUGCUUUCAGCUGUUAAAUAAAAUGGCAAAACAAUAUUCAAAACCUUGUCCAACUUAUUUUGAUUCCCCCCUCCCCCCUAUUUCACUGUCAAUUUGUUGGAAUACUGAGAAAUUUUUGCUAUGUGAUGACUUAAUAUUUAAAGAGGAUUACUUUCAAAGGACA